AUGUUUACCAGUGACACCAGCCACGACAGAGAGGAGGAGGAGGACGAGGACGAGGAGGAGGACGAGGAGGAGAAUCAACAGCAGCACGUGGUGCAGGUGCAGGUACCACAACAUGUGGAUACUGGUGGCGCCCCACUACUGGACACUGAUGGUGCCCCACUACAUCACCCAUUACAGCCAUCUGUGACGUCACUGGAAGCGAGUUCGCGCCAGGGACAAGUACCCAUCACAACCGUGGCGUCGACCAUCACACGAGACACUGAGCUGCGCUGUGGACUGGACGCCAUUCUACAGAAAGGUGGCGGCAACAGCGGUGCAUUACGGGCAGACGGAGAACGAGAAGAAGAUGAAGGAGCGGGAGCGGAGAGGGGAAGUGUUGUGGGCUUUGAAGCAGGCAAGCGCGUGCUGUUUGAUUGGCUGAUAGGGGAGCGCGUUGGUGAUGGGCAGGUGAUGCGCGCGUGCGAUGUCAUCAAGCACUUCCUAUCUGCCCUCGUGGGCCAGCACCGACAACAGCAGCAGGACGGCGAGGAAGAGCUGGAGGAAAAGGUAGAGGAUGGAAUGGUGUUGGUACCUGACGCCGAUGCUGGUGCCACUGCCGCUGCGAAUACUGCUGCUGCUAAUGAUGAUGAUGAGGAGGAUGAUGAGGAGGAUGAUGCAAGUGGCGGUGUGGGUGGCGGUGUGCAACAGCCGGAGCAUGCCAUCCAUGCCGAAGCAGCAACGGCCAAUGCUGUUGCGGCUGCACUGCAACAACCACACCCGCCCGUGCCCAACACACAGUCAGCGCCAGGUUUGGAGUCGGGUGAAAGCAAACUGCAUCAGCACGACGAAGCUGCAUCCGAUGGCGCGUUGCCUGCAAGCAAACGCCCCAAGCUUGGCAGUGAGACCCUUGGCGUGCAGACGCGCCAAGGUCUGGUUUCCCCGCAAGAAGAGGAUGACAGUAUGCGUCAACAACAACGACAACAACAACAACGACAACAACAGCGACAACGACAGCAGCAGCAGCAGCAGCAGCAGCAGCAGAAGCUGGAGGAAAAGGAGGGGGAGGAGUUGAUUGCGCAAUUUGCACCCCAAGUUGCAUCCACCUCGUUGCCUUCGUUGUCAUCAAUGUCGUCGGUGCUGGGGGGAUCGACAACCCCACUCGAUGGAAGUCUUUCGUUGGAAGGACAGGACUUGUUACGGUCGCUGUUUGCUCGUGCAUCAACCGCCACCUCCACGCCAAUGCCAUCAUCAAUGCCAUCGUCAUCGUCAUUGUCGUCGUUGCCGUCAACGAUCACGCGGCAACGGCAGCUUGACGCGGCACCGCACGCAUCGUCCCCCGCGCCCUUUUCCCCACCGCUGAUUCCCUCGCAGCCAGCGGCAGCAGCAGCAGCAGGCAGCCUCCAAGAGACAGACAGAGAGCAACAGCAGCAACAACAACAACAACAACAACAACAACAACAACAACAACAACAACAACAACAACAACAACAACAACAACAACAACAACAACAACAACAACAACAACAACAACAACAACAACAACAACAACAGGACCUGUCGGGCUUGUCAUCUGCGCAGCUGCUGCAUCUGAUCAUGACGAUGGCGGGUGACGAGCAACUCCUUGGCUGUGACGCAGCCAGCGGCAAUGCUCGUGUCAGUAGUGGUAGUGGUGGUGGUGGUGGUGGUGUCAACCACGCCGUUUCGUCACCUGCAAGCUGGGCGCCGUUUGUACAGAGCCUCCAGCAACAACAGCAGCAACAGCAAGAAGAGCAGCAGCAACAACAACAACAGCAGCACCAACACCAAGAAGAAGAAGAACAACAACAGCAGCAGCAGCAGCAGCAUCUAUUUCAGCACCGUCGCUCGCGCUCACAUCACGGCUCACAUCACGGCUCACAUCCAUUGAGCCAUGAAACUGCACAGGGCACAACACGGGGCACGCCCACCACAGCCUCAUUUUCGAAUGCUGACGUACAGCACCCGCACUUUCCACUCAUCUCCAUUGCCCCAACGCAAACGCCUCAGCCAAUGCUGCUUCAGUCAUCUGACCAGCCGAACCAACCGCAAGACCAACACCAGCACCAGCAGCGCAUGUUCUCUGCACCACACCACCAACACCAGCACCACCAGCAGCAGCCAUUGCAACUGCAUCCAACGCACCCACAACAACAAGUCGGCCUACCACACCACAACCACCACCACCACCACCAGCAGCAGCAGCAGCAGCAGCAGCAGCAGCAGCAAUACCAACAACUGCAACAGCUGCAGCAAACUCACACGCUGCACCAGCUGCUGGGCACGGGCGACGUUGAUCCAAGCGUUGUUCCCCUCCUCGUCCAACUCAUGCUGCCGACACUGCACACGGGUGGUCACACAAUCACCGCCACCACUGCGGGCAGCAGCAUUGGUGUGGCGUCAGCGCUGGCAACGCCGCGUGUUGGCAUUGGCGAUGGGAUGAUGACGACGAUGAGGACGAGGAGGAUGAGUGCUCGCGGCAGUCGCCGUGGGUGUGGCCGCUUCAGUGGUCACAGCGGUAGCGGUAGCAGCGUGGGAGGCGCACGCACGCCAACACCAACACCAAUACCAACACCAACACCAACACCAACACCAACAACAGCGCAAGCACUGCCACAACCACACGUGGGUCAUGGCCUCGCUGGUGUCGGCGUUGCGGGUGUUGGCGGUGCACCGAAUCUGGCAGCAGUCCCAACCACAGCCACAGCCACAACCAAGGGACCCUCGUCAUCAUCAUCAUCAGCGGCACCAGGGCCAGCAUCGGGCGCCAGUGGCCGCGGCAAGAAGGAGCGCACGUGCGUGUGUCCAAUCUGUUCUGGUCCCGGCCGCCGCACAGAGCUGCAGAUCUGUGGCACGUGCUACGGUGGCGUGUACAACGACAUUCGCAAAUGGAUUUCAUCACGGCAGGUCAUCCAGGAGCCCACAACCAUCCACGAAUUCAUUGGCGUGUUGAAGCGCCUGCCACGUGGCUGUCGCAAUCACUACAACUGCUCACCCGCUGCGUACACACACAACAUCCCAGCAUACCAGCGGUGUACGCGCUGCCGCUCGAUUGCGACGUCUCUCCGCUCCCCUCAUGUCAUCCUCGCAAUGGUUCAAAAAGCGCUCAAUCGCCCGAACGAGCGGGCCGCGGACGACGAGUCGUGACCACUGCUGCUGGUGCCUCCGGUCGUGGCAGCAGCAACCUGACCAUGGCGAUUAUGGUGACACUAUCCUGUGACAUCCAUCGCCAUUCAACGCUUCCAACCCACUCCAUUCAACCCAUUCAACCCAUUCAACCCACUCAACCCAUUCAACCAUCUAUUCAGGCCAUCUAUCUGUCCCUCCCAUACUGUGUGAUUCAAACUUCGCUUUCAGUUUGCCUUGCAUUUGAUUUGCCCGUUUCCCCUAAUCGCCAGCUGCUUGUGCAUGUGCAUGCGCGUGUAUACAUGUGUGUGUGGAUGGGUGCGUGUGCAUGUGUGAAUACCUUGAUUAGCGUGCAUGUCUUGUGCUUUGCGUUUGGUUUUGUUUAUACUUUUGUCACUUCUGUUCUUUCGGUUCUUUGUCAUCAGGAGCACUUACCAUAUCAACACCACAUACAACUUGACGACGUGCACGUGCGUACAGGCGCGCAGGCAGCCACCCGCUUGCCCGUGCACACACAUGUACACAUAUUCAUAUGUACGCAUACGCACACGCGCAUAUGGACGUGUGCACUCGUCGUGUUGGCGUGAAGGUUGCGGCAAUGCAGAGAGAAGAUAAACAGUUAACCAGCC
Messenger RNA from Salpingoeca rosetta, 3749 nucleotides. RefSeq lists its product as uncharacterized. The coding region runs from base 1 to 3141 and encodes 1046 amino acids. The transcript has 5 exons. NCBI's taxonomy places the organism in Eukaryota, Choanoflagellata, Craspedida, Salpingoecidae. The record is from RefSeq and is a predicted model, not a curated record.